Messenger RNA from Gryllus bimaculatus (two-spotted cricket), 942 nucleotides. Lineage: Eukaryota; Metazoa; Arthropoda; Insecta; Orthoptera; Gryllidae. The record is from the annotation of a GenBank genome assembly.
GUUUUCACCCAUUUAUUUCUCUCUCUGUGUCUCUCUCACUCCCUCUCUGUCUCUCUCAUUUUUUUAACGUACAUAAACAAACGAUCAGCUGAUCUGUCGGUUGUUGUUUCCUAACGUGAACGUUGCGAGUUGAGGUUAAUGUGAAAGCAAAGAGCAAGAACAUACGGAGAAUAUUAAUAGAAGAAAAUCUAAUUAAUUGUUUACAUAGAUUUGCUGUGAUUAACUGUUCUAGUUAUUAAUGUGUCAAAGGAACUAUAAGUAUAUGAAUUAGAAUCAAUGUUGUGCAGUGUAAUAUAAAACAAAAAGACACUGCCUGUGCAAUGGUGAAACGGAAACGUCCCAACACCCCUGUAGGUGAUGGAGAUAGCGCUCCUAGUAGCGUAAACGGAUCAGGUAUUCCCAGCCCAGUGUCAGUAGAUGCAAGUGCAGAUGAAGAAAAAAGGCCUAUUUUCAAGGACUCAAAUUUCCAGCAUACAAGCAAAAGUAGUAAUAAGAAACGUGCUUGGAGGUCUUUGAAACAAAUAAUAGCGCAAGAGCGUGCUCUUCCAUGGAAAGAUGAUUGUGUGCAUUAUAGUUGCAUAGAUGCUCCACCAUCAUUCAAGCCUCCAAAGAAAUAUUCAGAUAUUUCUGGGUUGCUGGCAAAAUAUACUGAUCCACAGACGAAGUUAUAUUAUGCAAUGGCAGAAGAGUUCAGCACUAUACGUUGCUUGCCAAUGGAUAUCACUGCUGGUUACCUUGCUCUUAGAAGGGCAAACAACCCUAUGGGCUGAUGUAUUUAAUUUGUUUUAUAAAUAUACAUGAAAAAAAUGUGAAUUUUUGUGUGUACUUUUAUGUGAUAUAUAACAUUUUUUCUAUGAAAUGAAAAUGAAAAUUAUAUGUUUUACUUACCCUCAUGUAGUUUUAUUUUGUUUUGAUCUUAUCCCCAAAAAAUAAACUAGUGUC